AUGGCGGCUGCAGCGAAGGCAUCGUGGACGGUGGCGAUGAGCGUGGGCGCCGUGGAGGCGCUCAAGGACCAGGCCGGCCUCUGCCGCUGGAACUACGCGCUCAGGUCCAUCCACCGGGCCGCCAAGGCCAAGUCAAGUGCCCGCGGCGCCGUCUCGCAGGGCAAGAAGCAGCUUCCGGUCUCUGCGGCGGCUGUGGCAGAGCAGCGGCGAGCGCAGAAGGCCGAGGAAGGGUUGAGGACGGUGAUGUACCUCAGCUGCUGGGGACCCAAUUAG
Lolium rigidum is the source of this 273-nucleotide messenger RNA. RefSeq lists its product as uncharacterized. The transcript has a single exon. Lineage: Eukaryota; Viridiplantae; Streptophyta; Magnoliopsida; Poales; Poaceae. The coding region runs from base 1 to 273 and encodes 90 amino acids. The record is from RefSeq and is a predicted model, not a curated record.